Molecule: messenger RNA, 1809 nt
Organism: Octodon degus (degu)
Lineage: Eukaryota; Metazoa; Chordata; Mammalia; Rodentia; Octodontidae
Gene: Angptl6
Product: angiopoietin like 6
Exons: 6
Coding region: 104-1786 (560 amino acids)
Source: RefSeq, a predicted model, not a curated record
CCCUGGGUGGGCAAGGAACAGGGUGCUUGUUAGAACGUGGAGAAUGCGCCAGCUCAGGCCCCCAGGUGCAAAGGCUGCAAGCCUGGCAUUUGCCUGGUGAUGUAUGGGAGGAGGUGAGGCCCGGAAGGCCCUUGAGCUUUUUUCCUCUAGGGAACGUGGGAGCCACACGGGGUUCCCAUGUGCAGGCCCCGGAUGUUCGCAGGCAUCCCCUGAAGCCUGGGAGGCAUCAGCUGGAAGUCCAGAUGUCAUCUAUGGGACGUGGAGGAAUGUAGUUCUAAACAACGGAGCUGACCCUGGCCUGGCGGGCGGCUGGAUCUGGAGUGGACAAAGUGCAGCGCACUCUGGUGUGGCCAUGGCGGUGCCUUGGCUGCGCGCGCUGCCGCUGCUGCUCAUGCUCGGCGCGUCGUGGGCGCGGGCGGACGCGCCGCGCUGCACCUACACCUUCGUGCUGCCUGCGCAGAAGUUCACAGGAGCGGUGUGCUGGAGCGGGGCCGCGCGGCCCGCGCCGGAAGCGGUCAACGCCAGUGAGCUGGCGGCGCUGCGCAUGCGCGUGGGCCGCCAAGAGGAGCUGCUGCGCGAACUGCAGCGGCUGGCGGCGGCCGACGGCGCCGUGGUCGGCGAGGUGCGCGCGCUGCGUAAGGAGAGCCGCGGCCUGAGCGCGCGCCUGGGCCAGCUGCGCGCUCAGCUGCAGCACGAGGCGGGGCCGAGCCGGGGGGCGGAGCCACGUCCGGGGGCGGGGCCGAGCCGGGGGGCGGACCUCGGGGUGGAACCUGCCUCAGCGCUGGAGCUGCUGGGCGAGCGCGUGCUGAACGCAUCCGCCGAGGCGCAGCGCGCCGCCGCCCGCUUCCACCAGUUGGACGAAAAGUUCCAAGAGCUGGCGCAGCUCGUCAGCCAGCAGGGCGACCUCAUCGCCCGUCUGGAGCGCCUGUGUCCCGGGGGCGCGGGAGAGCAGCAGCAGGUCCUGCCCCCACCCCUGGUGCCUGUGGUUCCCUUGAGUCUGGUGGGCAGUACCAGUAACACCAGCAGGAGCCUGGACCCAGCACCAGAGUCCCAGAGAGACCAGACGCUGAGACAGCAGGGGCCUCUGGCCUCCCCCUCUCUCACAGGGCAACCUGCUAGCCCCACCAAGCCGGCAGGCCCGUGGCAGGACUGUGCUGAGGCCCACCAGGCGGGCCACGGGCAAAGUGGGGUAUACGAGCUGCGCCUCGGCCGUCGUGUGGUGUCUGCGUGGUGUGAGCAGCAGGUGGAGGGGGGUGGCUGGACGGUGAUCCAGAGGCGACAGGAUGGCUUGGUCAACUUCUUCACCACCUGGCAGCAGUACAAGGUGGGCUUUGGGCGGCCUGACGGGGAGUACUGGCUGGGCCUUGAACCUGUGCACCAGCUGACCAGCCGCGGGGACCACGAGCUGCUGGUGCUGCUGGAGGACUGGGGGGGCCGCGGGGCGCGCGCUCACUACGACAGCUUCUCCCUGGAGCCCGAGAGUGACCAUUACCGCCUGCGGCUUGGCCAGUACCAUGGAGAUGCUGGAGAUUCUCUUUCCUGGCACAACGACAAGCCCUUCAGCACAGUGGAUAGGGACCGAGACUCCUAUUCUGGAAACUGUGCCCUGUACCAGCGUGGAGGCUGGUGGUACCACGCCUGUGCCCACUCCAACCUCAAUGGUGUCUGGCACCGUGGUGGCCACUACCGAAGCCGCUACCAGGAUGGCGUCUACUGGGCUGAGUUCCGCGGUGGGGCAUACUCGCUCAAGAAGGCUGCCAUGCUUAUCCGGCCUGUGAGGUUAUGACUGUCCCUUGGUCCCCAAGGUCC